AGUCCUGUCAGAAAGACAAACAUACAGUACCACAAAAUACAUUCACAGAUGAGACCAAACUUUUUCAUGAAAAAAAUGAAACCUCGACACAUAUCUCUCAUUUUGUUCCUCCUCUUGUGUUCACCGUGGCCAAGUGCUGGAACAACUUUCUUGACACAUCUUGGAACGCGGUGUAUAGAAGACUGCCAGCCUGAUGGUGGCGAGUACAAGUGCAAGACUAUUGAUAAAGAUGGAAAAUGCCAGACAAUGUACUGUUCACCUGGGGAAAACAUUGACUACUGGGGAAGGCAGUGCAGAACUGACAGUAUGUGUGGGAAGCAUGGAGAAGACUACUACUGGUGCAAAACUCAUACAUUUUCUUGGGGAUACUGUGGACUGGUGAUGGAGGACAAGAACCAUUAUGGAUAUAAGACAGGUGCGCUGUGUUAUGACCACUGUGACCAAAGAAAUGAAGACUACCUUUGGUGCAAUACUGCAGAAGGAUGGGACUAUUGCUCGCCAUCUGAAAACGUAAACUACAUGAACAAGAACUGUAAUGAAGACAAUCCAUGUGGGAAGCAUGGUAAGGACUACUACUGGUGCUGGCUGAAGGAGGGAAGCUGGGGUUACUGUGGGCUUGUGGAACCAAAGAUGUUGCUCCACCGGUCUAAAUAUCAUUAUGUUUGCACGGACGACUGCCAGUAUCAUGAGAGUGGUGAUUACUACUGGUGCCACACUGCCAAAGACUGGGACUACUGCUCUCCAGAUGUAAAUGUAACCUAUAAAGACAAGCCCUGCCGUUCAGACCACUACUGUGGCUUACAUGGUUCUGGCUACAACUGGUGCUGGACCUCAGAGUCAGAAUAUGAUUACUGCGGGCCCAUUGAAUCUGCAGAGUGCACUUACAUCACCUCUCAUCAUCGCAACAGGAGAGCCCCAGAAGACAGAAUACUGAUAUGCAUCCGGGAAGACAAGCAUAACAAGAGAAAAACUAUCUUUACUGCGGAGCCAGCUACUGAUAGCAUAACUGAUAACCGAAGAUGGAGAAAUGAAGCAAGCAACCUAAUCAGUCGCUGGAACAAUGGGUACCUGGUGGACCAGGCACGUUCCAAUCUGAUCACCUCUGAUAAUCUCCGUAUCGACAUGCAGGGCCUCAUCAUCCGCAACAAUCAGCGCUACUACAACCUGCAGAUCCAGGUGAACGUGAAUCGGGGGCCUGGUCGAAGCACCACUGUGUCUCAGAUCAUCAUACCUGAUGGAGUUCCAGACCGCUACAUCCGCAGAGCCUUCUUGGAGAGCUUCAGGCGCCGAGCUCGAGUUUUUGUUGACGUUUCAAUGCAAAGUCACUGUUAG
Molecule: messenger RNA, 1332 nt
Organism: Onychostoma macrolepis
Lineage: Eukaryota; Metazoa; Chordata; Actinopteri; Cypriniformes; Cyprinidae
Exons: 2
Coding region: 49-1332 (427 amino acids)
Source: RefSeq, a predicted model, not a curated record